Adineta ricciae is the source of this 426-nucleotide messenger RNA. The record is from the annotation of a GenBank genome assembly. Lineage: Eukaryota; Metazoa; Rotifera; Eurotatoria; Adinetida; Adinetidae.
AUGAGUAAAGCAACGAACAAGAAGAAGAAUGCUGCUCAUACCACCGAUGAUACACGUUUAACAUUAAUGAAUGAAUCAGCAAAUGUUCAACAUUCGAAAAAGACACCAUUUCUCCUCAGCGAUACUUUUCUUACGAUUCUGCUUGGUCUCGUCGCUCUCCUAUUUCUCCUGAUUAUCAUUCUUGCGGUUUUAUUUGGUUUCCAAAAUUCGACACAUGUACCAUCAUUUGUAAAACAAAUUCGAAAUCUCACCAAUGAGAGUAACAACCAAACUGUCGAAGUAUUUAUAAGCACAACACCUCUUCCAAGUGUUGAAUCAAGUGAAAAUGAGACAAUGAUGGUAUAUGGUGUUACAUCGAAAUUGCAACACAAUUUACCUAGGGGGACACAUAUUGAAUUAGGAUUUGUUGAAGCUUCCGAAGAUUGA